UUGCUUUCACCAAAACCGUAAUACUGUUUUGUCUAACGCCUUGUUGAAUUUUUCAAAGGAAACCGAAAUAACAAUUGAACAGAAGUUUUUAAUAAGUGGUCAUACGCAAAUGGAAUGUGAUGCAACGCAUUCCCUUAUAGAGAGAAAAAUAAAUAAAAAACAAAUAAACUUGCCGUCUCAAUUUGUUCAACUCAUUAAGGAAGCUAGAAAAGUUCCAGCACCUCUACAAGCGCACCAUUUGCGUUAUGAUUAUUUUUUAAAUUUCGAAAAUAUUUCAAAGAUAUACACAUCAAUACGACCAGGUGAAUAUUGCGCACUGAAACAACUCUUUAGAUAUACAUACUUUUCUGAAAUUACUGGCAGGGGCAUUGGAGAUCAUACAGUAAGCAUGCUUCGAGCCUUGGCGUAUGACUCGUCAGGAUCAAUUUAUUUUAAAACAAAUGUAACAGAUGAUUAUCAGUUACUCCCACAGAGAUCGAAGUUUUCGAUUAAAAAUGUGUCCCCCGAUUGCCUUUAUAAGGAGAAAAUAUCCAUAUCUAAAAAAAGUGGGACCAUUUGCAAGAUCUAA
This is a messenger RNA of Anastrepha obliqua, 568 nucleotides long. RefSeq lists its product as uncharacterized. The transcript has a single exon. Lineage: Eukaryota; Metazoa; Arthropoda; Insecta; Diptera; Tephritidae. The coding region runs from base 110 to 568 and encodes 152 amino acids. The record is from RefSeq and is a predicted model, not a curated record.